Saimiri boliviensis boliviensis (Bolivian squirrel monkey) is the source of this 609-nucleotide messenger RNA. The record is from RefSeq and is a predicted model, not a curated record. Lineage: Eukaryota; Metazoa; Chordata; Mammalia; Primates; Cebidae.
AUGGCAGCAGCUGCUGGUCUCUGGCUCCCAGCUGGUCCGCAGAGCCCUCCAAUAGCCGAAAAGUCCCCCUCCCUCACUGUGGUGGAAGGGGGCAGUUACUUCUCUGGAGGACUGUUUACAAACUCCCCAUUUUCUCUUUCUCCUGCCCAAUGGUUGUGCUUCAGCACACGUUUAGGUCACGUGCAGAGCAUAUCUCGCCGCGCCCAGUGGGAGGGAACUAUGGAGGAGAGCAUGUGGAGUGUGAGAAGCUCCAGGUGUGCUCUCCCCACACUCUUCUCUCCGCAUAGUCUCUCAUUCCAAUUAUUUUCUUUUGGAGUUUUUUUUUUUUUUUUUUUUUUUUUUUUUUUGAGACAGUGUCUCACUGUCGCCCAGGCUGGAGUGCAAUGGUGCAAUCUCAGCUCACUGCAACCUCCACCUCUUGGGUUCAAGCAAUUCUCCUGCCUCAGCCUCCUGGGUAGCUGGGAUUACAGGUGCACACCACCACACCUGGCCAAUUUUUGUAUUUUUAGUAGAGAUGGGGUUUCACCAUAUUGGCCAGGAUGUUCUCAAACUCCUGAUCUUGUGAUCCGCCCACCUUGGCCUCCCAAAGUGCUGGGAUUACAGGUGUGA